AUGAAGCAGUGGAAGAAGAACUUUGGGCUGGCGCAGCGCGCGAUGACGCUGCCGCCGGACACAGCAGGCAUCGACACGCGGGAAGAGUUAGCAGCACGGCGAAAAUGCGGGAAGGAUGGUCAAGAAGACGCCGGAAGGGGAGAGUCAGAAGGUUGCCCUACGUGGUGGCCGGGAAGAUCAUCCACCCGAGUAUGGUGGUGUCCAGCACCCAACGAAGGAAGGAAGAGAGCGGCGCAGCGCGAUGAUGAAGAAGAAAUCAGGGAGGAGAUCGACCUGACGCAAGCGGAUAGCGACGACAAGGAACCAGCCAACGGAACGCGGGACUAG
Molecule: messenger RNA, 327 nt
Organism: Peronospora farinosa
Lineage: Eukaryota; Oomycota; Peronosporomycetes; Peronosporales; Peronosporaceae
Source: the annotation of a GenBank genome assembly